AUGAUCCUCACUCAAAUCGCCGCAUGCUCAAAUCACCUACAUGAUCAUGAAAAGACCGUAGAAGUGUUCAAAACAUUGCGAGCUAUGGAUCCGCUUCGAAUAGACAAGAUGAAUCUCUACUCGGAUUCACUCUACAUUCGGGGCGAUCGUGUACAGCUAUGUGAUCUCGCUCAUUCUUUCUUUGAGACGCAUAAAUUCUCUUUCGAAACGUGUUGUAUAGUAGGUAAUUAUUAUGGACUCAGACGCGAAAACGAGCAAGCCAUUCGCUUCUUCCAAAGAGCGUUGAGAUUAAAUCCAAGUGUAGCCUCGAUAUGGGUGCUUAUUGGUCAUGAGUUUAUGGAGCUGAAAAAUAAUGCAGCAGCUUGCAUGUCAUACAGAAAGGCUAUCGAAGUGGAUCCAAAAGAUUAUCGAGGGUGGUAUGGGCUCGGUCAAAUGUACGACAUCAUAAAAAUGCCGACAUACUCUCUCUAUUACUAUCAACAAGCACAUCUGUGCAAGUAG
Molecule: messenger RNA, 501 nt
Organism: Cylicostephanus goldi
Lineage: Eukaryota; Metazoa; Nematoda; Chromadorea; Rhabditida; Strongylidae
Source: the annotation of a GenBank genome assembly